GAUCGGUGUCUGCAAUUUCGGUACAACUGCAAUACCCUCACGGAAACUCAUUUGCUCUCAGUGUGAGCAUCGUACAGUUCACAUACACACUGCCAACGGUGCCAACCCAGCGAUAAUUUCUCCUCUUUCUCUGUAACAACGCACAACUCAGCUCCAAAUGGGUCCCAAAGCACCAGCCAAGCAGCCGCAGCAGGUUGCCUCACAAUCCAUUCCUGCUACUCCCGCCUCACAGAACGCGUUGGAUUCACUCUGGAAAGCAUAUAAUGAUACAACAUCCUCCCGCCUAAAAACUGUCGACGCCUUCCUUGUGUUCCUUAUGCUUUCUGGUGUCAUACAAUUCCUAUACUGCGUUCUUGUCACCAACUUCCCGUUCAAUGCAUUCUUGGCUGGUUUUGCCAGUACCGUUGGCCAGUUUGUCCUGACAGCAUCUUUGCGUUCCCAAGUGAACCCUGCGAACCGAGCUGAAUUCAAAGAAGUAUCUCCAGAACGCGCAUUUGCAGACUUCGCUAUGGGUUCCAUAGUCCUUCACUUUUUCGUCUUCAACUUCCUAGGAUAAAUAUCCCAUGCGGACAGUUUUGAGCCAAGUUUCGAUAGGAGUGGUGGUGUAGUUCUGUACACGGGAAUAAUGAUACCCUGCAUUUGUCCGAGUCUACGUGCCGUAAGCUACUGAUACAAUCCAAAGCGCGAAAGAGUAAGAAAUCGGGUUAUAGUUG
Somion occarium is the source of this 713-nucleotide messenger RNA. The record is from the annotation of a GenBank genome assembly. NCBI's taxonomy places the organism in Eukaryota, Fungi, Basidiomycota, Agaricomycetes, Polyporales, Cerrenaceae.